CCCCGCUCAGUCCCCGCCGGACUCGGAGGUCGUAGGCGCGGCGCGCGGCCGGGAGCGGCACAGGUCCCAGCAGCUGGGGUUUCCCCGCAGCCUUUGAGUGGCCAUGUCCAACCCCACCGCACCUCCUCCGUAUGAGGACCGCAACCCUCUAUACCCUGGCCCUCCACCUCCUGGGGGCUACGGGUACCCUGCCUACCCUGCUUACCCCCAGCCUGGUUACGGUCACCCUGCUGGCUACCCACAGCCGAUGCCCCCCAUCCACCCGAUGCCCAUGAACUACGGUCCAGGCCACAGUUACGAUGGGGAGGAGAGAGCAGUGAGUGACAGCUUCGGGCCUGGAGAGUGGGAUGACCGGAAAGUCCGACACACCUUCAUCCGAAAGGUCUACAGCAUCAUCUCUGUCCAGCUGCUCAUCACAGUGGCCAUCAUUGCUAUCUUCACCUUUGUGGAACCAGUCAGCGCCUUUGUGAGGAGGAACGUUGCUGUGUACUACGUGUCUUAUGCUGUCUUCAUUGUCACCUACUUGACUCUUGCCUGCUGCCAAGGACCCAGACGCCGGUUCCCAUGGAACAUCAUACUGCUUACGCUCUUUACUUUUGCCAUGGGCUUCAUGACAGGCACCAUUUCCAGCAUGUACCAAACCAAGGCUGUCAUCAUUGCCAUGAUCAUCACUGCAGUGGUGUCCAUUUCUGUCACCAUCUUCUGCUUUCAGACCAAGGUGGACUUCACCUCGUGUACAGGCCUUUUCUGUGUCCUGGGAAUUGUGCUGAUGGUGACUGGGAUUGUCACUAGCAUUGUGCUGUACUUCAAAUAUAUUUACUGGCUCCACAUGGUCUAUGCUGCUCUGGGGGCCAUCUGUUUUACCCUGUUCCUGGCCUAUGACACGCAGCUGGUCCUGGGGAAUCGGAAGCACACGAUCAGCCCGGAGGACUAUAUCACAGGCGCCCUGCAGAUCUACACAGACAUUGUCUACAUCUUUACCUUUGUGCUGCAGCUGGUGGGAGAUCGCAACUGAGCAGCACCCAGCUCCACCCACUCUGAGCUACCCCUUCCCUAGAGGGCUGCACCCUGGGCCUCAGGCCCCCUUCUCCCCUAAGUCAUCUGUCCAGUUUCCUCUCUGCCCAGAGGAUGAGGGGCCUCUGGCUGUGUUGUGUGAGGGCGGGGAGGCUGGAGGAGCUCAGAACUCUUGCCCUUGGUGGGCUUAGCAGGGACUAGGCUGAAGGUACGUCUCCUCCUCUCUACCCACAGAGUGUACACCCAGCUCAGCCACGGUGUGGGGUACAUGUGAGGAACCUAUGAACACCAGAGGGGCUUCAAGGUGACGAGGUUCCCCUCCCAGCUCUGCCACAGACUAGGCAGCUGGAGCUGUUCCCUUCUUAAUACCCAAAUAAAGCCACAUGCUUUGCCCCUAACACUGCACUCGUAGGCCACUGCCCUGUCCAGUACUCCUUAGCCUGGGCACCUUUCAGCUGGGGAAGCUAGAACAAACCUGUUGCCCUAGUGGCAAGGAGUUACUGAACUCCUUGCUUCAGUAACAUGUAUUUAUCUGGUAAGGGCUAGGGAAAGAAGGAAGUGAGGCCAACACACAGCGAAUCUACCCUGGGCUUUGGAAGGUGGUAGGGAGUGGGCCACUGGCCUGGUCUGGGUUCCAUUCUCUGAAGCUGCUUGGAGUUUCCUGGGCCUUUAAUCGGGUCUCUGGUUGGAGGGACCGCUUACUUUCCCUGCUCAGGCGGGUGCUCAGGAGAAAGAGUGAAGAAGGUCAGUGGGUGGGGUGGUCUGCCGGAUCCUGACUGUGGCUGGGAAGCAGCCUUGAUGAGACUGGUGGGAGGAGGGAAAAUGCCUUGGAGUCCCCCACCUUGGUCUGAGUAGCCUUGAAGCCAGUGUGGUGCCCAGGAAGACUUCUGUGGCCCUCCCUUCUCUGGCAGAGGGAGGUCCCAGAGGGAAGGGUUACUUUUUGCUCCGUCUGUUUGGAAUUCCUGCUGGGCUGGGGGAUAUUAGAGUGGGGCCCCUCUCUCCAGCCAGCCACUGCUUUCUGUAUAAUACAAGUGCCUCCAGCUGGAAAUAAGGGAGGGGCCAGGGCCAGGGCCAGUUCAUCGGGUCUAGUGGAAGCUCUGUCAGCCCAAGGACAUAAUUAGAACUUUUCUGUUGAGUACUUGAUCCUAAAUAUAUCACACAAAGGGACACAACCAGAAAGGUAAUAAAGUUUUAUGUUUAGGAGUGAAA
Molecule: messenger RNA, 2223 nt
Organism: Jaculus jaculus (lesser Egyptian jerboa)
Lineage: Eukaryota; Metazoa; Chordata; Mammalia; Rodentia; Dipodidae
Gene: Tmbim1
Product: transmembrane BAX inhibitor motif containing 1
Exons: 12
Coding region: 104-1015 (303 amino acids)
Biological process (GO): negative regulation of apoptotic signaling pathway
Cellular component (GO): endoplasmic reticulum; Golgi apparatus; membrane
Source: RefSeq, a predicted model, not a curated record